Messenger RNA from Pteropus alecto (black flying fox), 2105 nucleotides. RefSeq names its product microspherule protein 1 (gene MCRS1). The transcript is spliced from 16 exons. The record is from RefSeq and is a predicted model, not a curated record. NCBI's taxonomy places the organism in Eukaryota, Metazoa, Chordata, Mammalia, Chiroptera, Pteropodidae. Gene Ontology annotation, biological process: positive regulation of transcription by RNA polymerase II. Bases 290 to 1768 code for a protein of 492 amino acids. Gene Ontology annotation, molecular function: G-quadruplex RNA binding; protein binding. Gene Ontology annotation, cellular component: MLL1 complex; NSL complex; Ino80 complex.
CUAGUUCGUAGACCCGGAACUAGACGUACCUCACGGAAGCUGGCUUUGGCCCUGCGGCAGCUGCCGUCGCCACGGAGAAACUGUUGGAGCUGGCAGCCUAGGAAUGGCACUGCCAGCCGCUCAGAAGAAGGAAAGUGGUGCUGCUGUUGAGCUUAGUGGUCAGAUGACGAAAAGAAAAAAAUCUCCUCUCAGCCUCUAAGCUCAUCUGGUCAGAAUCCUUGGAUGAGCCUGUGGGACCCUUCCUCCUAGCCCUGUGGUUUGGAGCCAGUGGCUUUGGGACUGUAAGAGGAUGGACAAAGAUUCUCAAGGGUUGCUAGAUUCAUCCCUGAUGGCAUCAGGCACUGCCAGCCGCUCAGAAGAUGAGGAGUCGCUGGCAGGGCAGAAGCGGGCCUCCUCACAGGCCUUGGGUACCAUUCCUAAACGGAGAAGCUCUUCCAGGUUCAUCAAGAGGAAGAAGUUUGAUGAUGAACUGGUAGAGAGCAGCUUGGCUAAGUCCUCUACCCGAGCAAAGGGGGCCAGUGGGGUGGAACCAGGGCGCUGUUCUGGGAGUGAACCUUCCUCCAGUGAGAAGAAGAAGGUAUCCAAGGCCCCCAGCACUCCUGUGCCACCCAGCCCAGCCCCAGCCCCUGGACUCACCAAACGUGUAAAGAAGAGCAAACAGCCACUUCAGGUGACCAAGGACCUGGGCCGCUGGAAGCCUGCAGAUGACCUCCUGCUCAUCAAUGCUGUGUUGCAGACCAACGACCUGACAUCUGUCCACCUGGGUGUGAAGUUCAGCUGCCGCUUCACCCUUCGGGAAGUCCAGGAGCGCUGGUACGCCCUGCUCUACGAUCCUGUCAUCUCCAAGUUGGCCUGCCAGGCCAUGAGGCAGCUGCACCCAGAGGCCAUUGCUGCCAUCCAGAGCAAGGCCCUAUUUAGCAAGGCUGAGGAACAGCUGCUGAGCAAAGUGGGAUCGACCAGCCAGCCCACCUUGGAGACCUUCCAAGACCUGCUGCAUAGACACCCCGAUGCCUUUUACCUGGCACGUACUGCCAAGGCUCUUCAGGCCCACUGGCAGCUCAUGAAGCAGUAUUACCUGCUGGAGGACCAGACAGUGCAGCCGCUACCCAAGGGGGACCAAGUGCUGAAUUUCUCCGAUGCAGAGGACCUGAUUGAUGACAGUAAGCUCAAGGAUAUGCGAGAUGAGGUCCUGGAACAUGAGCUGACAGUGGCUGACCGGCGCCAGAAGCGAGAGAUUCGGCAGCUGGAACAGGAACUGCAUAAGUGGCAGGUGCUAGUAGAUAGCAUCACAGGCAUGAGCUCUCCGGACUUUGACAACCAGACGCUGGCAGUGCUACGGGGUCGCAUGGUGCGGUACCUGAUGCGCUCACGAGAGACUCUUCCCCUAGUCCUUAGGUUCCAGCCCUCACCUACUCCAUUCCCCCAGAUCACCCUGGGCAGAGCAACCAAGGAUAACCAGAUUGACGUGGACCUGUCUCUAGAGGGUCCAGCCUGGAAGAUCUCCCGGAAGCAAGGUGUCAUCAAACUGAAGAACAAUGGUGAUUUCUUCAUUGCCAAUGAGGGCCGGCGGCCCAUCUACAUCGAUGGAAGGCCCGUGCUUUGUGGCUCCAAAUGGCGCCUCAGCAACAACUCCGUGGUGGAGGUGAGCUGGGAGGGAGCCACUCUUCUGUCCCACCCACAGAUUGCCAGCCUGCGAUUCGUCUUCCUUAUUAACCAGGACCUCAUUGCCCUUAUCCGGGCGGAGGCUGCCAAGAUCAUGCCACAGUGAGGAGUGGUAGCAGAACCCAUGGGCUCUCCCUGGCCUUAGUUUCCUCUGCCAUUCCAGCUUCCUGGAGCUGGGACUCAAGCUCCUGGAAAAACCAGAGUGAGCAGCAGGAGACCCACUGAUGGCCCAUUGAUCAGAGCUUCUGUAGCGGGGCUGGGCUGGCCCUCAGGAAGCCCCUAGAGGCUGGGACCAUGCAGCUUCUUUAGAGCCAGAGCCCCUCCCGUUCUCUCUGCAGACCACCUUCCUCUCUUUCCCCAGAUCCCUACUUUUUGUGUCUCCAGCUGAUUAGCUUCAGACUUUUAUUUUCUUUUGUAAAUAAAAAGCACUGCGUUCCAAAGUA